UUGCUGCCAGCCUGGCAGGGAGGUGGCGUCUUGGCAGGAGCUCGGCCUGGAGCAGAGCUCUCAGAGUUGGCAUGGAGAGACUGACAUCUAGGGGACCACCUGGCCACCUUCCUCAGGGGGAGGCCUCUGCCUGCUGGCGGCUCACCAUGAGGGUCCUGGAGGCGCGGGGCCUGGGCUGGGCUGACGUGUUGAGCGAGGCAGACCCCUAUGUGGUUUUACAGCUGCUAACUGCACCUAGAAUAAAGUUUAAGACCAAAACCAUCACCAACUCUAGUCAUCCUGUAUGGAAUGAGACCUUCAGUUUCCUAAUCCAGACUCAAGUCAAGAAUGUUCUGGAGCUGAGCGUCUAUGAUGAGGACCCAGUCACACAGGAUGAUCUUUGCUUCAGGUUUCUCUACGACAUCUCAGAAGUCCCCCCCGGCAAGCUGCUCCAGAAGACCUUCUCCCUGCGUCCCCAGGGACAGGAGGAACUGGAUGUGGAGUUCCUGAUGGAAAAAACGUCAGAAUGUCCAGAAAACCUCAUCACUAACAACGUCCUUGUGGCUCGGGAGCUGUCAUGCCUGGAUGUCCGUGUGGAGAGCAUGAAGAGCACAGUCGUGGUCUCAAAUCAGGACGACCUGGAGCUGGAGCUGGUGCUGAAAGGGUCAUAUGAGGACACACAGACAUCUGCCCUGGGCACAGCCUCUGCCUUCCGCUUUCACUACUUGGCGGCUCAGGAGGCAGAGUUGAGUGGGCGCCUAAAGAGCUCCAAAAGCAAUGGCUGGAACUCAGACAGCUCAGCUGGGCACCUCACUGUGCCCCUGAGGCCCGUGACUGUGGGGAAGGAGCUGGCCGUUGAUGUUCCUGCUACAGAUGCCCCAGGAGUGAAGCUACAGCUCAAGGCUGAGAGCUGCCCUAAGGACCUGGCCGUGCGCCUGGGCUUCGAUCUGUGUGCAGAGGAGAAAGCCUUCCUGAGCAGGAGGAAGCAGGUGGUAGCCAAGGCCCUGAAAGAGGCCCUGCAGUUGGACAGAGACCUACAGGAAGAUGAGGUCCCCAUCGUGGGCAUCAUGGCCACAGGAGGAGGUGCCCGGGCCAUGACCUCUCUCUAUGGCCAUCUGCUGGCUCUGAAAAAGCUGGGACUCCUGGACUGUGUGACCUACUUCAGUGGCAUCUCGGGAGCUACAUGGACAAUGGCCCAACUAUAUGGAGAUCCCGAGUGGUCGCAGACAGACCUCCAGGGACCUAUUCAACACACCCGGGAGCAACUGGCCAAGAGCAAGUUGGAAGCCUUCUCCCUAGAGCGCCUGACAGCCUAUCGCCGGGAGCUGGAGCUGAGAGCGAAGCAGGGGCAGCCCACAACCUUUGUGGACCUGUGGGCUCUCGUGCUGGAGUCCAUGCUGCACAGCCAGGUGACGGACCAGAAGCUGUCAGGACAGAGAUCUGCGCUGGAGCGGGGCCAGAACCCUCUGCCCCUCUACUUGAGCCUCAAUGUCAAAGAUAACAAUCUGGAGACGCUCGACUUCAAGGAAUGGGUCGAGUUUUCCCCCUAUGAGGUCGGAUUCCUGAAGUAUGGAGCUUUUGUCCCUGCGGAGCUCUUCGGCUCUGAGUUCUUCAUGGGGCGUCUGAUGAAGAGGCUGCCUGAGUCCCGCAUCUGCUUCCUGGAAGGUAUCUGGAGCAAUAUUUUCUCCCUAAACUUGCUGGACGCCUGGUACGACCUCACCAGCUCUGGUGAAGCCUGGAAGCAGCAAAUCAAGGACAAGAUCAGGAACCUGGGGAGGAAAGAGGACGCCCCUGCCUCCUCGAGGACCUCUUCGUGGCUGGAGGACUUGUGGCUGCAGCCUGGGACGGCACUGGCCCGGGCGUUUAAGGGCUUCCUGACAGGCAGGCUGCUCUACCAGCAUAGCUCCAACUUCCUCCAGGGCCUGCAGCUGCACCAGGACUAUUGUGACCAGAAAGAUUUCUCUACCUGGGCAGACAGCCAGCUGGACUCCAGCCCUGGCCAGCUGACCCCACAGGAGCCCCAGCUCUGCCUGGUGGAUGCCGGCUACUUCCUGAACACCAGCUCCCCCUCCAUGUUCCGGCCAGGCCGCAGGCUGGACCUCAUACUCUCCUUCGACUACUCCCUAUCCUCGCCUUUUGAGACACUGCAGCAGACUGAGGUGUACUGCCAAGGCCGAGGGCUGCCGUUCCCCCGCGUGGAGCCCAGCUCCCAGGAUCAAUGCCAGCCCAAGGAGUGCCACCUCUUCUCCGACCCCACCUGUCCCGAUGCCCCUGUCCUGCUGCAUUUCCCGUUGGUCAAUGCCUCCUUCAAGGACCACUCCGCCCCAGGUGUCCAGCGCAGCCCUGAGGAGCUACCAGCUGGCCAGGUGGACCUCACCGGGGCCACCUCACCCUACGCCAUGUUCAACAUGACCUACAAGGAGGAAGACUUUGACCGCCUGCUGCAACUCAGCGAUUACAAUGUUCAGAACAGCCAGGACACCAUCCUACAGGCCUUGAGGACGGUCCUGAAGCGCCAGCCCCAGGGGGACAGACUUCCAGGGGCACAGUCUUGAGGCUGCUCAGGGGCCCCAGCACCCCGAGGACCAGGCUGUUUUCCAAAGCAGCUGCACAAUGCAUUCUGCACUCCUGUCAGCACUGUACGAGGGUUCCAGUUCCUCCACCCUCGCCAUACUUGUCAUUGCUGU
Molecule: messenger RNA, 2666 nt
Organism: Phyllostomus hastatus (greater spear-nosed bat)
Lineage: Eukaryota; Metazoa; Chordata; Mammalia; Chiroptera; Phyllostomidae
Gene: PLA2G4D
Product: phospholipase A2 group IVD
Exons: 20
Coding region: 72-2534 (820 amino acids)
Biological process (GO): glycerophospholipid catabolic process
Cellular component (GO): cytosol
Molecular function (GO): calcium-dependent phospholipid binding; calcium ion binding
Source: RefSeq, a predicted model, not a curated record